AUGUUAAAACAGCAAAUCAAGAAGAGACUGCUUCACCAAUCCAAUAGUAGUAUUAUUCUAAUGCCCAACCCUCUCAAGUCUAAAUCCAUCUUGACUGACACAGGAAAAAGAUACUUUUCAGUGAAGGAAAAUGUUGCUGGCAUUCCAGGGCUCUACAAAGUGAAUAAUUUCAUAUCGGAGAAGGAACAUGAUCGAUAUUUGGUCAGCUUGAAGGAUAUUCAUGAGCAAAUCGAUGACUUUAUCAAGAAUUCUCCAAAGGAUCUUCAAAUCUCUCAAUAUCACAAUCUUACCAGUCAGGAAUCAUUUCAGAAAGUUAAAGUUGAUCAAGAUGGUAAGCCAAUUUAUGUUGAGGUAUUUGAAAAGUAUGGAGAAGAAGGUCACAUGUUGGUCUAUUGUAAAAAUUCAAACAUUCCUCCAUUUAUUUCUAAUGAAUUAUAUGACAAGUUCAAUCAAGAUCUUCUCAAACAAAUUGUACUGCAAAAUGUGAAAAAUCCAAAUAGUAUUGAUUGGAGAAUUACAUUGAAUUAUUACACUCCCAUUGAGAAUGGAGAUUCAAAACAAUAUUCUGGAUUUCCAUUCCAUAGAGAUAUUGCUUCAAAUGGAAAUUUAACAGCUAUUCUAUCAUUGGGUGAUUAUGGACUACUCCAAUUUAAGGAGUCAUCAGUUGAAUACGAAGGAUUCAGUCCUAGGAAAAACAAUUAUGAAACAACAUCAUUAUUGAAUGAAAAUCCACAAUCUAAUGAUCCAGAUCAGCAAAAAAUGUCUUCAUCAUCAGAACAGGAAGAUUCAGCGGGAAGAUCUCAUCUGAUCAAUGAUACAUCAUCAGUGUUAAGCUACUCUACUGGUAAUAAUAAUAAUAAUUUAGAGGAGCAAGUUAUACAACAACCAACCCGAAUAGAUUAUGGUGCUUUUAUGAGUACAACAACAACAAAUAAUAAUAGAAAUACAACGAGUAUGGAAAAGGGAGAGGACCAUCAAAAUGUUAUAAUAGAAGAGCAUGAUGUACAAUUUGAUAAUAAUUCAAAGGCUUCUUCAUCGGGAGUAACUCCAAGAAAUUUAACAUCACCUAAUUCAGCAUCUCUUCGGGAUAGAGUUUCUAACAUCACUGGAAUGUUUACGAAUAGGAUUGCUUCAUUCAAGAGGAAGAAUGUUGUACCACAAUCGGAUCAUGAAGACAAUAGCUUGUUACCAUCGAGUAAUGUAAAUAAUGGAAAUGCUUAUUAUUUGGCCCCAUUGCCCAAGUGUGAUUGGGAGGUGAACACACCAACAAAACUUGGAGAUAUGUAUGAUGAUGUAUUCAAUUACAUGUUCAUGUUUAUGCCUCCUAAUCAACUGGUAAAAGUUGGAUCAAUUAGUAAGAGAUUUAGAGAUUUGUCGAGUAAGGAUGACAUUUGGUCACCAAUUUACAAUUCCUUUGAUUUUGAGGUUGUGGAGAAAGAUCCCUCCAUAAACACUGGCUUUAGAACGGAAUUUAUCAAGAAACUUCAUGAAAAGAACACUCUCACAAAGAGAAGAAAAUAUGCAGAGGAAGAAUUACCAUACAGCACUAUCAAACAAGCGUGUUUUCAAGUUUCGUACGGAUUUAUUGCUCCUCAACUAUUUCUGACCAGUUUCUUAAUAUUCUUAAUAUUGGUUCCAUUAAUAAUGGAUGAUUUUAUUAAUAUUUCUAUGGUUGGAUAUUGUACUUUACCAUUCUUCUUUGCAUUGGGAUGUUUUGCCUUUUUAACUUAUUGCCUCAUUAUGGAUCCUUUUUAUUUGCAUCCAAAGAGGAAGAAACUCAUUGAUAUUAUUCCAAAUAAUACUAAUAAAAAUCCGAUGACAUCUCCUCAGAAUCAAAAUACUUAUUCAAAUGUUCCUACUUUACAAAUUCCGUUACUGUCACAGUAUCAGCAAUUCAAAUAUUGCUCAUAG
Molecule: messenger RNA, 1911 nt
Organism: Naegleria gruberi
Lineage: Eukaryota; Heterolobosea; Eutetramitea; Acrasida; Naegleriidae
Exons: 3
Coding region: 1-1911 (636 amino acids)
Molecular function (GO): protein binding
Source: RefSeq, a predicted model, not a curated record